CUCCCGCCGCCGCCGCCGCCGCCGGAGGACCAGCGGCGCUUGUGCAAACCGGGAAGAUGGCGGCCGGCGGCGGCGGAGGCAGCAGUAAGGCCUCCUCCUCGUCGGCCUCGUCCGCAGGGGCCCUGGAGUCCUCGUUGGAUCGAAAAUUCCAGUCGGUGACCAACACCAUGGAAUCCAUUCAAGGCUUGUCGUCCUGGUGUAUAGAGAACAAGAAGCACCACAGUACCAUCGUCUACCAUUGGAUGAAGUGGCUCCGGAGAUCUACAUAUCCCCAUCGUUUGAAUCUCUUUUAUCUUGCCAAUGAUGUCAUACAGAAUUGCAAAAGGAAAAAUGCAAUCAUAUUCCGUGAAUCAUUUGCUGAUGUGCUACCUGAAGCGGCCGCUCUGGUAAAGGAUCCAUCUGUCUCUAAGUCAAUAGAGCGAAUCUUUAAAAUCUGGGAAGAUAGAAAUGUGUACCCAGAAGACAUGAUUGUGGCAUUGAGAGAAGCUUUAAGUACCUCUUUCAAAACUCAGAAGCAGCUGAAAGAAAAUCUGAACAAACCGAGUAAGCAGUGGAAGAAAUCACAAACAUCCACGAAUCCAAAAGCUGCUCUCAAAUCUAAGAUAGUUGCUGAGUUUCGGUCUCAGGCCCUCAUUGAAGAGUUGUUGAUGUACAAACGCUCAGAAGAUCAGAUAGAAUUGAAGGAGAAACAGUUAUCAACUAUGAGAGUGGAUGUUUGCAGCACCGAAACUCUCAAGUGUUUAAAAGACAAAACAGGGGGAAAGAAGUUCUCCAAAGAAUUUGAAGAAGCAAGUUCAAAGCUGGAGGAGUUUGUGAAUGGAUUAGAUAAACAGGUGAAAAACGGGCCCUCACUAACAGAAGCACUAGAAAAUGCUGGAAUUUUCUAUGAAGCACAGUACAAGGAAGUGAAAGUGGUGGCAAACGCUUACAAAACUUUCGCGAACCGAGUAAACAACUUGAAGAAGAAGUUGGAUCAAUUGAAGGCUACCCUUCCUGACCCUGAGGAAUCACCAGUCCCUUCUCCAAGUAUGGAUGCUCCUUCCCCAACGGGGUCUGAAUCUCCGUUUCAGGGAAUGGGAGGUGAGGAAUCCCAGUCACCAGCCAUGGAGAGCGACACAUCUGCCACACCUGAGCCUGUGACAGAUAACCGUGAUGUGGAAGACAUGGAGCUCUCAGAUGUGGAAGAUGACGGGUCAAAAAUCAUUGUGGAAGACAGGAAAGAAAAACCUCUGGAAAAACCAGCUGUCUCCACUUCUGUCCCCACAAAGCCAACAGAAGGUGUCUCUAAGGCCUCCUCAUGUGCCCCGGCCCCUGUGCCCACGACAGCGACCCCACCUCUUCCAAAGCCCGCGAACACUUCUCUUCUGUCCCCCUCCCCUGCUUUGGCUUUGCCAAACCUGGCGAAUGUGGAUCUGGCAAAAAUUAGUUCCAUCCUUAGCAGCUUAACAUCAGUCAUGAAAACCACGGGGGUCAGUUCUGCAUCAAGACCUUCUCCAGGAACGCCUACCAGUCCCAGCAACCUCACCAGUGGCCUGAAAACACCUGCACCUGCCACAACAACAUCUCACAACCCUCUGGCAAAUAUCCUCUCAAAGGUGGAGAUCACCCCAGAGAGCAUUCUCUCUGCUCUUUCUAAAACCCAGACACAGUCAGCCCCUGCACUCCAAGGCCUGUCAUCUUUACUUCAGAGUGUUACUGGGAACCCAGUGCCAGCCAGUGAAGCUACAUCCCAGAGCUCUACAGCUUCCCCUGCUAGCACCACAGGCUCUACCGUAAAGGGGCGAAACCUGCUUUCCAAUACGCAGUCCUUUAUUUCCAAAAGCUUCAGCUAUUCUCCUAGUUCUUCAACUGCUGAAGUCUCUUCAACUUCAGCAAGCAAGGCGUCAGUGGGGCAGAGCCCAGUGCUCCCAAGCACUACUUUCAAAUUGCCGUCCAGUUCUUUAGGAUUCACAGGUGCCCACAAUACUAGCCCUGCUGCCCCACCUACUGAAGUUGCCAUGUGCCAAUCCUCAGAGGUCUCCAAGCCAAAGCUGGAAUCAGAGUCCACUUCCCCAAGCCUGGAAAUGAAGAUCCACAACUUCUUAAAAGGUAAUCCUGGUUUCAGUGGCUUAAACUUAAACAUCCCGAUCCUGAGCAGUUUGGGAUCCAGUGCCCCGUCAGAGAGCCAUUCCUCAGACUUCCAGCGCGGUCCGACUAGUACUUCGGCUGACAACAUUGAUGGAACCCCUGUUCGGGACGAACGGAGUGGGACCCCCACCCAGGAUGAGAUGAUGGACAAGCCCACGUCCAGCAGUGUCGACACUAUGUCCCUGCUGUCUAAGAUCAUCAGCCCUGGUUCCUCAACACCCAGCAGUACAAGAUCACCACCCCCUGGAAGAGAUGAAAAUUACCCCCAAGAGCUCCCCAAUUCUGUGUCUACAUUUCGGCCCUUCGGCCUAGCCAGUGACUCUCCCUACAAGCAGCCGUCUGAGGGAGUAGAGAGACCAUCUUCCCUGAUGGAUUCUUCACAGGAAAAGUUCUUCCCUGAUACUUCUUUCCAGGAAGAUGAGGAUUACCGAGAUUUUGAGUAUUCAGGGCCUCCACCCUCUGCCAUGAUGAACUUAGAGAAGAAACCAGCCAAAUCUAUCCUAAAGUCAAGCAAGCUUUCUGACGCUACCGAGUACCAGCCAAUCCUGUCCAGUUAUAACCACAGGGCCCAAGAGUUUGGGGUAAAGUCUGCCUUCCCUCCAUCUGUAAGGGCCCUCCUAGACUCUAGUGAGAACUGUGACCAUCUCUCAUCUCCCCCUGGGCUAUUUGGUGCCUUCAGCAUAAGAGGGAAUGAACCUGGGUCUGAUCGGUCACCAUCACCGAGUAAGAAUGAUUCGUUUUUCACCCCUGAUUCCAACCACAGUAGCUUGUCUCAGUCUACCACUGGGCAUCUCACUUUGCCACAGAAGCAGUACCCAGACUCUCCUCACUCAGUCCCACAUCGUUCCCUUUUCUCUUCGCAGAAUACCCUUGCUGCGCCAACGGGCCACCCACCCACAUCAGGUGUGGAGAAAGUCCUGGCCUCCACGAUUUCCACCACAUCGACGAUUGAGUUUAAGAAUAUGCUUAAAAACGCCUCACGCAAACCCUCAGAUGAUAAGCAUUUUGGCCAGACCCCCAACAAGGGUACUUCAAGUGAUGGUGUCAGUCUGUCAAACCUCACCCAGCCUACCUUGCCUACCACUGACCAGCAACAGGAAGAACACUAUCGCAUAGAAACCCGAGUCUCUUCCUCCUGCUUAGACUUGCCUGAUAGCACAGAAGAAAAGGGGGCCCCCAUAGAAACUCUGGGUUAUCACAAUGCAGCCAAUAGGCGGAUGUCAGGGGAGCCGAUACAGACUGUAGAGUCCAUACGAGUUCCUGGGAAGGGAAAUAGAGGACACGGGCGUGAGGUCUCGAGAGUAGGAUGGUUUGAUCUGAGCACACCAGGCAGCUCUUUUGACAAUGGUCCCUCAAGUGCCUCUGAGAUGGCAUCCCUUGGGGGUGGGAGCAGCGGAGGCCUCACUGGCUUUAAGACAACGCCAUACAAGGAACGGGCACCCCAGUUUCAGGAGAGUGUCUCCAGCUUUCAUUCCAGCAGUUUCAACUCAACAUUUGAGCAUCAUCUCCCCCCAUCCCCCUUGGAACAUGGGACACCCUUCCAAAGAGAGCCAGUGGGGCCGUCAUCUGCCCCACCUGCCCCUCCUAAGGAUCAUGGUGGUAUCUUCUCUCGAGAGGCACCCACUCAUCUGCCCUCUGUGGAUCUUUCGAACCCCUUUACAAAGGAGGCAACUCUGGCCCAUGCUGCCCCACCACCUCCCCCUGGAGAGCACAGCGGAGUUCCUUUCCCUCCCCCACCCCCUCCCCCACCCCCGGGGGAGCUUAGCAGCAGUGGAGGGAGUGGUGUCCCUUUUGCUACCCCGCCCCCUCCUCCACCCCCUGUUGACCACUCUGGGGUUGUACCUUUCCCAACUCCACCACUGCCAGAGCAUGGAGUGACUGGGCCUGUGGCAGUUUUUCCCAAGGACCAUAGUUCCCUCCUUCAAGGGACCCUGGCUGAGCAUUUUGGGGUGCUCACAGGACCCAGGGACCUCAAUGGCCCUGGUCUUAGCCGUGCACGAGAAAGCCUGAGCCUACCCUCCCACCCUCUGGAGCACCUGGGCCCAGCCCUUGGAGGAGGUGGGGGAGGCAGCACCAGCAGCAGCGGCCUUCCCCUGGGCCCCCCACACAGAGACGCCAUCGGCCGGAGUGGUAUGAUUUUACGGAGUCCCCGGCCAGACUUUCGGCCUAGGGAAGCUUUUCUCGGCAGAGACCCAUUCCACAGUCUAAAGAGACCCCGGCCACCUUUUGUUAGAGGUCCUCCGUUCUUUGCACCAAAACGCCCAUUCUUCCCUCCCAGGUACUGAUGGAAAUCAGGGAAAGGCAUUUUGAACAGUCUAGAGAGCAUUGGAAGUAGCAGUUUGGUUUCUUGUUUUUAUUUGUUUCCUCUCUUGAUUUUGUUUGUUUGUUUGUUUGUUUUUAAUGAAGGGCCUCUCUUCCAAAUUCAGAAAGCAUACUGGUGAUAGUUUACUAUUAUCUAGUCCUCUCUCUGCACUUAGGACCUUUCCCAAAUUGUUUGUAUUUUUUCUUUUUUCCUUUUCUUCUUUCUUAAAAAAAAAAGUAAACAUAACCAAAGUCACUUCAUUUGGCUGGGGGUUUCGGGAGUGGGGAGGUAAACAAUAUUUUAUCUCAUCUAUUGGAGAGAUAACUUACAUUUGAAAUAAACUUCGGUCAGUACAGGUCAUAACAUGUGCAAUGUUGGGGUGUCAUUUGGGGCUUGGCCUUGCUAAUCAUAGUGGGAGGAUCCCUGUCUCCUUCCCUCUCCAGCUAAGCAACUUCUGUGACCAGCUUGGCUCCCUUCUUUGUAUUCUCUCCUCUGCUGAGGGCCAAGAGGUGUUUGCAGAAGGACAGAAUGUGGGCAAUUUGGGGCCUGCCAGGUGUAUUUGCUUUAUUCUAAAGGCAUGUUGAAAUGGAGUUCUUUAUCUUUUGUUUUUUAAGCACCCUCUUCUGAACUAUUACCAGACAGUCAAUCUGAGGCAGUACAAAUCUCAUUCUGUGUAGUAGAAAGUUCUCUCUUGCUGGGUGUGGUGGUACACACCCACAGCCCCAGCGCUGGGAGGCAGGGACUAGAGAAUGGCAAGUAUGAGGCCAGCUUGAACUAUAGUGGAACUUUGUCUCAAAAAGAAAGAAAAGAGAAAAGUCUCUUCCUUAAAGGAAAAAAGAACGGAAUAUAAUUUCAAUAUUAAAAUGAGGAAUGAUCACAGUAUGUAAAGCUAGGGAGGGGAUCAUUUAAUGGUGCUGUGUGACCAACUGUCCUUUGUAAACAAGGACUUGGGAAGCAUUUGGAUGGUUCUACGUAUCUGUUCUAAGCCCUUGCCCCCUGCUUUCCCUGACUUUCUCUCCCUCAGUUAUUAAUUCUGACUAAAUUGUUGAGCAAGCGUAGGUAAACUAUUUUCCCUGCCUUCUUAAAUGUUUAGUUAGACACUUUACUGUGGUGCCGCUGGUGGUUUUCUGCAAACAUUAACUACCAGAGAAAGGGAAAUAUUCUGUCUUUAAGAUUUUUCCAUCUCAUUCAUGUACUCACCGCUGUUGCUAUUUCAGAGGAGGUGAGUGGUAUCUUGAUGUCCUACUCUGUAGGUGUGUCUUAGAGACAGGUGGGUAUUGCUGGCCCUCUUCACAGAGCAAGUGGGGUCCUGAGAAAUCCGAGAUGGCCCUCAGCAGAUAGCAACUUGAUGUUUUCAGUGCCCACCUCCAGCCCUCCCUGUCAACUGAUAGAUGUUUUACCUGAGUCUUUGCCAUGGAGGGAAGAGCUUUCUUUCCUGCAUUGAAAGGCUUGUUUGUGUUUCUGCAUCUAAUACUUAGGGGAAAGACAAUCACUGUGCUUGGAGUGCUUUUAUCUUUAUCUGGGAAGCACAUACUGCUUACUACAAUUUCUGUUGGUGUGUUGCACCACGGUAAACGCUAAUAGUCUCCAGGUAGGUGUGUAAAACAAUGUGUUGAGCUUUUGAAGGAAUUCUAGCAAGUUAGAAUAGAACUAUAAGGAAGUAAGGAGUGAUUUGAAUUCCUCACUGGGGUAGCAAAGAUGGAGGAAAGUGCAGCACAUGGUUGAAGACAAUCCUUUGUCUCAGAACAAACCAGUUUUCAGAAGGAAGGCUGUCUGUCGUGGUCCGGGCUCUGUGUUCCGUGGAAGGGUGCAUUGCAGCAAGGCCUUUCCCUCGUGCACAUCCCAUUUUGAGCCAGCUCCUCUUUCUUUCCUUUCUCAGACCUCUCGGCCCUGUAGUUCUCCCCACAAAAAUUCACGAUACCAUGACCUUGUGAGGGGAUUGGGUAUAUAGCAUAGCAAAGCAAAAGAAGUAUAGUUAUGUUGAGUCUUAAGACAUUUGUUGAAUAAAAGCACCAAACAGAGAAUGGGGGUGGGGGCAGGGGAAUUGUGACUUUCAGAAUUGAUCUUUUUUUUUUCUCAGAAAUUAAGUGGGGGUGUUUCAGUCUAGAACAAAAGAAUGUGAAUUCUUUCUACCGCUCUUGUUUAAGCUAAACAUACUGUUUACUUGAAAAGGCUCUCAGACCAUUUGAUUUUCUAAGAAAACAUGGAGUAUCAGGAAAGUGGUUUCUGGAAUGGUAAAGCAAGAUAAUUGUCCUCAAAAGCAUAAUGGCCAAUACAUGAAGGGAUACUUUGUACAGUUCAAGGAUGGACUAACCAGGGGUUGGGUUUUUGUGGGAUGUUUUUGUUUUGUUUUUGCCACAAAAUCUUGAGUGUGUUUCAGGGUGGAAGUGAGGAUUGUAUGAAGCUGUCAGAUAUUUUAAGGAAAUCUGUCUACAACAGUAAAUGAAGACAACUGUAUAUAUGUGAUAUAGUGAAACAAAAGACAUUUCUGGUAUUCAUAAAGAUAAAACAAGGGAUAUUAUUCUUUCCGUGUCUGUGAUUUAAACUCCGUACCAUGCUCUGACUUUUGUAUUUCACCCUGAGUUUAAAAAAAAUAAACAAGAUAUUUUUUAAAGAAUGCACAAUAUAGUGUGUCUUAGCAAGGACAUGAGUCAUAUGAAGCAGAAUGAGUAGUUGUCACUAAGGUCCUUGGUGCUCCUUGGUGCUCCUUGUAAAACCACAGACAAAGAAUUCUAUGAAUACACUAGUACCACACAGAAUUCAGUGAUGCUAGAUCAGAAAUAGGAUCCUUCAAGGUUUUCUGAGAGUUUACUCUCCAGUCAGCUUAGAUGGUAGCUCCUCCCUGCACCUCUCUGCCCUCCCAAGAAUGGAGGUCAACAGAACUCAGUUUGAUUCCCUGGAGGGUGCUAUGAGCAGUGUAGGACUUUGACCCUUUCUGAUACCAGAAACCGUGAUGUGUAUGGUACAGCAAGCCUAUCUAGACAAUGUGAAUAGGCUCAGCUUUCUUACUGCAGAAUACCCACUCAGUCCUAACGGUACCUGUUGAUGCAGUUAGGCUUCAGCUGUUAGGGUUUGAAUCGGCUGUAAAUUACUGCUCCCCCCACCUCCAUAUUUUUAAUUGGUGGGGUCAUCUGUUAAGAUUU
Messenger RNA from Peromyscus eremicus (cactus mouse), 7572 nucleotides. RefSeq names its product regulation of nuclear pre-mRNA domain containing 2 (gene Rprd2). The record is from RefSeq and is a predicted model, not a curated record. Gene Ontology annotation, cellular component: RNA polymerase II, holoenzyme. The coding region runs from base 57 to 4412 and encodes 1451 amino acids. Gene Ontology annotation, molecular function: RNA polymerase II C-terminal domain binding. NCBI's taxonomy places the organism in Eukaryota, Metazoa, Chordata, Mammalia, Rodentia, Cricetidae. Gene Ontology annotation, biological process: mRNA 3'-end processing. The transcript is spliced from 11 exons.